AUGGUGAAACUUCUUGUUUUGGCCAUUUUAUUGACAGUAUCACCAGCAAGUGGUUUAUUAGAAAAAUUAUUACUUGCCGAAAAUGGCUGUUAUGACGGUUGUCAUAAAAAUUAUGAAACUAAUACAGUUCAUUUAGAAGCUUGCAAAAAAGGUUGUGACUUAAAACUUUUCAGAGCUGCUGAUUGCGCAAAUCAAUGUAAAUUACAUACAAAAGAUGAAGAAAGUUUAAAUUGUUGUCAAGUUGGUUGUACUUUAAAUGAUGCCGCUGAUAAAGUUGAACCAGAAAAACCUGUCAUUGCUAUUGAUCCAGUUCCAGAAAUUAAAAGUCCAGUGAUGAUUCCUAUAAAUCCAGAAAUUGGACGUCCUCGUUCAAUUAUUCUUAUACGUCUUCGCAGUCGUCCACCAAUGGAUAUGCCAUCUGUCCAACGUUUCUUCAAUGGUGAUCCAGUUCAAAUGUUCAACAGUAUGAUAAAACAAUUUCAAGAAAAUGCAAAUAAUUUUGAACAAACAAUUCGUCAAUCAUUUGAACAAAAUUCAAAAGAUUUACCAAAAAUAACUGAAUUAAAAUCAAUUUCAGAUUUAGUAAAGAGUAUUCCAAUUAAUCCUUUACCAGGUAAUGUUCGUGCUGAUUCAUCAAGUGAAUCAAGUGAAGAAUCAAAUGGUAAACGUCCAUUAAUGGGUGAAAUCCGACAUGUUUUUCAACAUCCACGUGAUCAUCAUAAAUUUCAACGUGAACAUAUGCAACCAGUUCGUGGCCGUCUUCAUCAAUUUAUUCAUAAUGUUCGUGCAGAAUGGAAUGAUCUUAUUCGUAAACAACCAAGAAUUCCAGUCUGGAUUUUAGUUGGUAUUCUUCUUUCAUCAUCAGCUAUUCUUUGGUAUAUGGUUAUGUCACUUUGUCGUCAUACACCAUCACGUAAUACAUUAUCAAUCCGUGCUCAAGAACUUGUUUUUCAACCAUAUGACUAUGAUGGUUAUGAAAAAGAAAAAAUUCAACCUGAUGAUCAACCAUAUCAAGUUACAGAAUCAUUACCAAUUAAAGUUAAAUUAUCCAAUAUUUAA
This is a messenger RNA of Adineta steineri, 1059 nucleotides long. NCBI's taxonomy places the organism in Eukaryota, Metazoa, Rotifera, Eurotatoria, Adinetida, Adinetidae. The record is from the annotation of a GenBank genome assembly.